AUGAAACAUUGGGCUGAUACGGAAGGCGAUCUGGAGCGAGGCAGUAGUCAAGAAGCGAUCUUGGAAGAGGAGGAAUCGCCAAAGAAGGGCAUGUCGCGUCUUUGGGGCAAGAUUAAAAGAAGUUCGGCAGAAGAGCUGGAUUCGGAUAUGACAAUUACGGUGGAACGCGAGGUGGAACUACAAGUCGAGUCGGGACAAAGACGUCCUUCGCGAUACGCGACCCAUGGAGACCUCCACGAGAACCACAUGCCAUUACCACCACUAGCGCCAAGAUCUCGCGGACAUGAUCGGUGA
Messenger RNA from Alternaria arborescens, 294 nucleotides. RefSeq lists its product as hypothetical. The record is from RefSeq and is a predicted model, not a curated record. Lineage: Eukaryota; Fungi; Ascomycota; Dothideomycetes; Pleosporales; Pleosporaceae. Bases 1 to 294 code for a protein of 97 amino acids. The transcript has a single exon.